Molecule: messenger RNA, 569 nt
Organism: Funneliformis mosseae
Lineage: Eukaryota; Fungi; Glomeromycota; Glomeromycetes; Glomerales; Glomeraceae
Source: the annotation of a GenBank genome assembly
AUGAUUAUUAUAUGAAAAUUUCUUCGGCCUUAAAGAAAAAUGCAGACACCCUUAUUUAUUUUAUAAACAACAUUGAAUAUUUUGCCAACAAAUUAUCAAAGGUACUUCCAGAAUUUCAUAAUUUAAAGGUAUUAAUACUAAACGUCGUUACAGAUUUCCUUGAAUAUCAUUUGAAAACUUCGAGAUUUCAACAUCUUGAAGUCCUUCAAAUAGAUUAUAUUACGAUUAACACGGUUAAUUGCUUGAUUAGAAACAGCGGAGGACGUCUCAAACUAAUUUUUAUCUGUGAACCUGAAAUCUUUUACCAUGAUGAAUCCCUUACAUUUAUUCGUACCGUUCGUGAAAAUUGUUCUUUAAUUGAAUAUCUAUCACCCGUGUUUAUCACAUCAGACGACCAUAUCAUUGAACUUGAACAUUUACUGAUGACUUGCCAAAAGUUGAAGCUAUUAAUAUUAGCAAAGUAUAACAACUAUUAUUUGGAUGAAGAUAUAACAUAUGAAAAAAGAAUGAUGGCGUUGGGAGAAAAAAUAUUAAACGUAUUAAUUAACUCCGCUCCUAUUAGUCUAAAU